Leptosia nina is the source of this 2994-nucleotide messenger RNA. NCBI's taxonomy places the organism in Eukaryota, Metazoa, Arthropoda, Insecta, Lepidoptera, Pieridae. The record is from the annotation of a GenBank genome assembly.
AUGAUGCUGAGUGCCAACCCUAUUGUUCGCAGACUAGCGAUUACAGUUUUGUCGUUGGGAGCGAGCUUUUACUCGACAACUACGACAUUGUCCUGCGGCCGCUGGAACGUCCAGGCUGACACAUCUGUGUUCGCCUGGGUUUCGAUUUCAAAGACGACAAAAUACGGCAGAAUCAGUCGUGUAGUUGUGAUGGGCAGCAGCACAACUUCAGACAAAACCAUCAACACGAGCACAGAUUCCGCCGCCACCGCCCUCACCUCCAUCACCGGAACCGAUGACACCGCCCCACCACACUACCACAGGGGACAGGACAGCUACGAGUUCGAGCCGCCAUCGUACGCGAACCCCCAGUCGGCCACCGACGCUAUCGACUCGCCCAGACCCGGUCCAGCGAAGUUCAUCUUCGAUGUACCUAUACCUGAACCUCAUCAGAAUCAGAAAAAGGUAGAAAAGAGAAAUAAGACGCAAGUGAGCCAACCGAACCCAGAAAUAACUGCGCCUUCCACCUCAAUCCAAGUUCACGAUAAGAUCGAACCACCCAAAAGUCCAAAAGUCACUCAAACUAAAUAUGAAACCCACUUUAACUUUGACCCUGAAACCGUGAGAAGAGGGAGCGAAACUAAAAAGAGAGAUAAAGAGUAUUACAAAGACGAAGUGAGCAGGCUCAGGAAGCAGCUCGAGGGCACCGAAGUGUUUACAACGACAAGGAGAAGAUCUUCCACGCAUCAGCAUUCCGUUCCACCGCCGUCUUCAAGAAGACAAUCGACUGCAGCUCAAGUGCACGUGACAGCCAACCCCCUGGAUUCGGCGUCGUCCAUGCCGGCCGGGCGCACCACCAUCGUCGUGCAGCAACCGUCUCUGUCGUUGGACUACGGGGGCUGUUCCACGAUCCUCAUCAGGGACGGCGAAGAGGGGAGACGGAGUAGUAGAGCUUGUGACCACAUCCAGCAACUCUUGGAUGUGACUAGUCAAUUCACUUCUGAAGAUUUGCACGAGUUUGAUAAAAGGUAUGGCAGCCCCCACCACUCCCGGUCUCAAUCGGUGAAAGCGGCCAGGUCUCGGACGGGAGAGCGGCAACUGCUGGGGCUGCCGCAGCAGAGAGCCCGCGUCGCCUCAAUGCCCAACACGGGCGUCGAGGAGGAGUACUACCGACUGAGGCACUUCAGCAUCACUGGUAAAGGAGUGGUGAACAGAGGUGAUUCGCUUCGGUCGAGAAGAUCCAGGUCUAACACUUCAGUGGCGUCCAGCGCUUCCAGUACGGAGGCGGUCACGAGGGCAUCAGCACCAUGUUCAUUGGCUUCCUCCAGGGACUCCUCAGCCGGCUUGAGCUCGUAUAGGGUGCUCGUUCUGGGCGGGCCAGGCGUCGGGAAGUCCAGCCUCGUUGGGCAGUUCAUGACCUCCGAGUAUCUCCACGCGUAUGACACAAGUAUAGAUGACGAUUCCGGUGAGAAAUCCGUGUGCGUUCUGCUGGCUGGCGAGGAGUCGGAGAUCACCUUUCUGGACUCGCCACCUGACAACUUUAUUGCUGAAGGAUGCGCGCACGGCUAUUGCGUGGUGUAUUCGACCGCCGAUCGCGCAAGCUUCGCCGAAGCUGAGAAGCGACUGCAGACGCUGUGGGCUGCGGGCCACACGACCAGGAGAGCCGUGAUCCUCGUCGGCAAUAAGGCCGAUCUGGCCAGGUCGAGAGUUGUGCCGACUGAUGCCAGACCAUGUGAUAUAAUUAAUCCAUAUAGCAAGACACCAACAUACCCAAAAAAACAAAUUAAAGAAUUCCCAUUAUUCUUCCCGCGAUCAUCACAAGUGGCGGUAGUGUUUUGCGUGCUUAUAUUUUUCUAUAACACUACUUUUGUUUUUAAAAUGAAUUGUACCAAAUGCAAUGAAUCUUUGACGGACUCGGUGUCGUGUGCGCAGUGUUCGGGUGCUUAUCAUUACGUGUGUGCUGGGGUUUCGGAAACCAGCUACAAGAAAAUGGGCCCCGAGAAGCGAGCGGCCUGGCGGUGUAUAACGUGCCGCGCCGUGGUGUCUACCGACAACACUACAAACGCUGAAAUUUUGAGGGAAUUAAAGAACUUGAAAUCUGAAUUUAAUAGUUUCAAAUUGGAUCUUGAUACGGUGAAAAGGGACACUCACGAUACAGUGGAUGCGGUGCGGGAGUUAACGUUGAGUUGGACCAGUUUGGAAACGCGAAUAAAUCUCAUCGAAGAACGAAUGGGCGAACUGGAACUGAAAAUAACUAAAAUCUCCACCGACUGUGACAGUUCUAGAGAGGAAGUCGCUCUUCUCAAACAUAAUCAUAACCUGCAAGACCAGUUCUCGCGCUUGAACAAUGUUGAAAUUUUAGGAGUGCCAAGCAAAUCAGGCGAAAACCUACACAACAUAGUGAGCGACAUUUGUGCAGUGACGGGUUUUCGGCUUGAGCCCACCGACGUCGACACAGUUCAUCGAGUUAGACAAUUCGCAACUCAUGACGGGCAGGCCCCCGGCCCCCGGCCAUUGUGUGUUUAUCGUAAGGAUAGAUAUGACACGGUAACGAGCGGUGAGACGGGAGCCGGGCCAUCGCGGGGCGGUGGUGUGCUGAUCGCGGUGGAGCGGGGGCUGCGCGUGCGCCGCGGACGAUUGGUGCUCGUCACAGUCGGCCGAGGAGCUUUGGAGGGCAAAGCCCUAGCGACGUCGUACGAGUGCAAGUUCAUAGAGACCUCGGUGGGGAUCAACCACAAUGUGGACGAGUUGCUGGUGGGGCUCCUCACGCAGAUCCGAUUGAAGCAGCAACACGCGGAACGAGUCAGGAAACGCAGCAGCUCCCGAAAGAAUCGAAGCCGUGCGCGAUCUCCCCUGGAGGAGCCCACCACGACUGCUCCAGCGCCAUCCUCCGCUUCUAGCACACCGCGAAAACGCACACGACUGUCCGCCAGUGUCAAGGUCCGCGGUCUCUUGGGCCGAGUGUGGGCGCGAGACUCGAAGUCCAAGUCCUGCGAGAAUCUGCACGUCCUCUAG